Molecule: messenger RNA, 825 nt
Organism: Leptinotarsa decemlineata (Colorado potato beetle)
Lineage: Eukaryota; Metazoa; Arthropoda; Insecta; Coleoptera; Chrysomelidae
Gene: RpS3
Product: Ribosomal protein S3
Biological process (GO): translation; positive regulation of apoptotic signaling pathway
Cellular component (GO): cytosolic small ribosomal subunit; nucleus
Molecular function (GO): RNA binding; structural constituent of ribosome
Source: RefSeq, a predicted model, not a curated record
CACACUAAACGCAGUGCUGCCAUCAAUUGUUUAAGUUACUAAUUUGUGUUCACCUCGUGUCUCUUCCUUUGCUGCUGGAACCCCGUUCAAAAUGGCAACGAAUAUUUCAAAGAAGCGCAAAUUCGUAGCCGAUGGAGUCUUUAAGGCUGAAUUGAAUGAAUUUCUGACUCGGGAACUUUCCGAAGAUGGAUAUUCUGGAGUGGAAGUACGUGUUACCCCAACGCGUACUGAAAUUAUCAUUAUGGCAACGAGAACAGACAGAGUCUUGGGCGAGAAGAACAGAAGAAUCCGCGAGUUAACUUCAGUUGUGCAAAAGAGAUUCCGUUUCCCCGAGAACUCCGUUGUUUUGUACGGAGAAAAAGUAGCAAACCGUGGUUUGUGUGCUAUCGCCCAGGCAGAAUCCUUGAGGUUCAAGCUUAUUGGAGGUCUUGCUGUAAGAAGAGCAUGCUAUGGUGUCUUGAGGUAUAUCAUGGAAUGUGGAGCUAAAGGGUGUGAAGUAGUUGUAUCUGGAAAACUACGUGGUCAGAGAGCAAAAUCUAUGAAAUUCGUAGAUGGUCUCAUGAUUCAUUCAGGAGAUCCAUGCAAUGACUAUGUAGACACUGCCACCCGCCACGUAUUGCUGCGACAGGGAGUGCUGGGAAUAAAAGUUAAGAUCAUGUUGCCUUAUGAUGCCACAGGCAAAAUUGGUCCCAAGAAACCUUUGCCCGACAACAUUUCUGUUGCUGAACCUAAGGAUGAGGUUUUACCUUUAUACCCCAGCAGCGAGGUGAAGACAGUGAAGCCUGAUGCACCUGUUCUUCCGGUUCCUGUUUAAAAAUAGUAUGU